UUAGCUUCAUCUUCUUUAUCGUUGCUAUAAAUGUACGCGGCCAGAAAAAUAUUCCCGCUUUACACCAAGCCCUCCCUACAAUGGCUCCAAAACUACACCACCAGAUCAAAGAUACCCAUUUCCAACCCGACGAAAGGAGCAAAUGGGUCUGCUAUAUUAGCCACAAAUGUUAUCAAAUCCUUCUUUGGCCAGGGCUUGAUAGCUGACGCACGUGCUCUGUUCGACGAAAUGCCUGAAAGAGAUGUGAUUAUGUGGACGGCCAUGAUUGCCGGCUACACUUCGUGCAACCACUAUGUCCAAGGAUGGACUCUAUUCUGUGAGAUGGUGAAUAACGGGGAGAGCCCCAAUGCUUUUACUAUAUCUAAUGUCUUGAAGGCUUGUAAAUCCAUGCGGUGUCUUGCGCGUGGAGGUUUGGUUCAUGGGAUGGCUAUGAAGCUUGGGUUAGAGGGUUCGUUGUACGUUGACAAUGCGCUUAUGGACAUGUAUGCUACGUGUUGCGUUAGCAUGGAGGAUGCGUGCUCGGUUUUUCGUGAUAUGAAAGAGAAAACUAUGGUCACUUGGACUACUUUGAUCACAGGUUACACUCAUCGGGGCGAUGGCUAUGGUGGACUUCAAGUCUUCAGAGAAAUGUUACUGGAAGGAGCAGAGCUGAAUCCCCAUAGUUUUUCAAUUUCCAUUAGUGCUUGUGCUACUAUAGGCUCGUAUACUUUUGGUAGGCAAAUACACGCAGCUGUCAUUAAAAACGGGCUCGGUUCUAAUCUUCCUGUCAUGAAUUCUAUGCUAGACAUGUAUUGCAGGUGUGGUUUUUUAUCCGAAGCAAACGAAUACUUCCAUGAGAUGACUGAAAAAGAUCUUAUAACGUGGAAUACCUUAAUAGCUGGUUAUGGAAGACUUGAUUCUAAAGAGUCCUUGAAGCUAUUCUCACAAAUGGAAUCAGAGGGCUUCAGACCGAAUUGCUUCACAUUUACUAGUAUUAUUGCUGCCUGUGCGAAUUCAGCGGUUUUGAAUUGUGGGCAACAGGUUCAUGCAGGCAUUGUUCGAAGAGGCCUUCAAGGGAACCCGGUGUUGGCUAAUGCCCUAAUUGACAUGUAUGCCAAGUGCGGAAGCAUAGACGACUCACACAAAAUCUUUAGUGAAAUGUCUGAUAGAAAUUUGGUGUCAUGGACUUCUAUGAUGAUUGGUUAUGGGGCACAUGGUUGUGGGAAAGAAGCAGUUAAAUUGUUUGAUGAGAUGGUCCUGUCCGGAAUUAGACCCGACAGGAUAGUGUUUAUGGCAGUUCUUAGUGCUUGCAGCCAUGCUGGACUAAUAGAUGAAGGCUUGAGGUGUUUCGAAUCAAUGAGUACUUACAACGUCAAACCGGAUCAGGAGAUUUACGGGUGUGUUGUCGAUUUGCUAGGCCGUGGUGGGAGAGUUGAGGAGGCUUAUGAACUAAUCAAGAGCAUGCCAUUUAAGCCUAAUGAAUCGGUUUGGGGUGCACUUCUGGGUGCUUGCAAGGCACAUAAGCUCACAAAGAUGGGAAAACUAGCAGCAUUGAAGGUAUUGGAUUUGAGGCCAAAUAAAGUGGGGGCAUACGUGAUCUUGUCAAAUAUCUAUGCUGCCGAGGGUAAGUGGGGGGAAUUCGCAAGAACGAGGAAGUUGAUGAGAAGAACCGGGAGUAGAAAAGAGGCAGGAAGGAGUUGGAUUCAGGUAAGAAAUCAGGUUUACAGCUUUGUUGUUGGUGAUAAGGUUGAUUCUCACACCGAGUGUUCGCAUGGGGUCGUAGAGUUGCUUAUUCUACAUAUGAAAGAAGCAGGAUAUAUGCCCGAUUUACAUUGUUUGAUACAUGAUCUCGAAGAUGGGACGUGAAGAGCAGAGAAACCGAAGAAGCUGAAGUGAAUUUCUGAAUAUGAUCAAAUGUUGCUGCGGAUUUGCCUUCCUUAACCCCCGACGAAAUGAAUUGGAGGAUGUUGCACACUUAAGAUUGCUCGAACUCACAGCCAUCAAGUUGUUUCAACAGCAGCUUUGUCAACCGAGCUAAGACUCAACCGGAAGGAAAAUAUAUGCCAGCUUUAGAUUGUUUUAUACAUGAUCUUGAAGAGGUGAAGCUCAAGAAACUGAGGUGAAUCAAUUAAGAUAUGAUCCAAUGGGGUUGUUUGUGGGCAGAAUUGGAACUUACAAGGUUAGAAAAUAGAAAAUAUUUUGUUCAUUGAGAGGGAUGGAUUCUUUGUCUUUCUGUGCUGGAGAGGAGGAAGAAAACGA
Hibiscus syriacus is the source of this 2238-nucleotide messenger RNA. RefSeq names its product putative pentatricopeptide repeat-containing protein At1g56570. The record is from RefSeq and is a predicted model, not a curated record. Gene Ontology annotation, biological process: RNA modification. Gene Ontology annotation, molecular function: protein binding; RNA binding. Lineage: Eukaryota; Viridiplantae; Streptophyta; Magnoliopsida; Malvales; Malvaceae. Bases 31 to 1845 code for a protein of 604 amino acids. The transcript is spliced from 2 exons.